ACCUCCUGGAACCUAAGCUCUUCUAAUGCCUGGUUAGACUCUCAAGUACCAUGCCCGCCCCCAGUAAAUUGGCGGCCCCAGGCACUGAAGGCCAGUGGACACUCAGGAGGACACUCCCCGUCACCAUAACGUGCUUUCAUUCCUCUCUGACCUUCCUGCACUGAGUCAGGCUGACCCCCAGCUAGACUCCAUGUGCUAAGAGACUUCAAACUCCAUUACCAUGGCCUUCCUGGUAAUGUUGCUAAGGAGAGCGGCCCAGCCAUCAGUACCAGGUGUUGGGCCCAUCAGACUAAUGAGAAAAUGAAAAGCAAAAGAGCAACCUCCUGGACGAUGAAAAGUCUUUUUCCAUUAAUUUUCCCUUCAGCACGAGGCGAGGGAGCCUGUGCCUAGAGUCCAAGGUCCAGGCCCCCCCGUCCACCACCAAGUUCCCUGGCGCUACGCCUCCAGGAGGGCGGGGCACUGCCACUUUACUGUGUCUUCCCAGAAGCCACCGCGUGACUCCUCGGAGAUAAAAAGGCGGGAGUGAGGCGGCGUUUCCAGACCAGUGUGGGGGUUGGCGCUGUGGGCCUGUUGUUUUUUUCUCACCUCUUUCAUUCCUCUCGGGCUGCCCCGCAGGCCAGGCCUGAACGCUGGUUCCCUCCGGCGUAGCUCGGUUCCUCAGGAAGAAGACGAGACAGGCCUUCGAGGACCAAGAGCCCUCCGAGGCCUGGCGGUGGGGUGGCAAUGUGGUCACUACGGGUCUGUACACGCAAAAAGCGGGCCAGCCAUAGGCUCAACCUAACCCCAACGCCAGAUCUAGGUGCCCUGGCUAAGGCGGAGGCCCCGUCAGGGCCCGGCCUGAAAAGAAGUGGCAAAACGCGCAGUUUGCAGAGAAUCACAGAGAAAUCAGAGCGGAGUCGGCUGGGAGGUAGCAGCUCUGGGCCACCGAGCACUCAGUUAAGAGGUACAGGAGAGAAAAGCCUGCAUGAAAAUAGCACUAGUGAAGAAGCCCAGGAUGAGAAGAUUGCUCCAUUGAGUGAGUCAGUGACAGAUGACCUCCAGGUUGAUAGUAGUUUAUCAAAUAGUGAACGAGUAUCAGGACUAAGUUUACAGCAUGAUAUUUCUAGCUCUCUUCUAAGUUACUCAAUCACAGACUCUUAUACAGAACACAAGACUUCUGAAGAGAGUUUAAGUAGCUUCCCAUCGCCUGAACUCUUCAGAGGAUCAGAUUAUUUAGAUUGGGAGUGUCCCAUGUUGGAAGAAAACUUGCUGUGUAAGAAUUCCACUCUUUUGGACACCAGUAAAGCAGUACCGAUACAGAAGGCACUACAGUUUUCAAACCUCUCUGCAAUUUUAGGUACCUCUUCAGAAGACUAUCAGAAAUGCCAUAGGAAAGUCAUGAUGAUGUUAGCACACCAAAGUAUUUCUCCAAAACCAAAGAGUACUGCAAGUUCAGAAUCAGAUAAUGCAUCUUGUGGAGUUUUACUUGCUGAGAAAAAUUACCCUUCAACCCCUCAAAAAACAAAGAAAAAAAACACACAUUCCAGUACUUCUGAUAAGAAAAGCAGAGGCCUGUUAACAAGUACUCCGUCUUCACAAACAGCUAGUUUAAUGAUUGAUUUGUCCUCAGUGCAAAAAACAUCUUUUGAAGAACUGUUUCCAAAUGUCAGCAAUUAUGUUAAUUCAAAUGAAAUUGUUCCUGUGUCAACUUUGCAAGAAAAUUCUUCAAAUGAGUUUCCUUCAAAUACAUCAGAAAUAUGUUGUAUUAUUAAAGCAUCACCAGGAACUAGACAAGUGGAAAGUAAAGCUGUUAUUGUAAGGAAGAAGAAAUAUUCUCUUCCUAAAGAUACUCCUGAAGGUACUGUAGUAUGA
Aethalodelphis obliquidens (Pacific white-sided dolphin) is the source of this 1851-nucleotide messenger RNA. RefSeq names its product meiotic kinetochore factor (gene MEIKIN). The transcript is spliced from 12 exons. The record is from RefSeq and is a predicted model, not a curated record. NCBI's taxonomy places the organism in Eukaryota, Metazoa, Chordata, Mammalia, Artiodactyla, Delphinidae. Gene Ontology annotation, cellular component: kinetochore. Gene Ontology annotation, biological process: homologous chromosome segregation; male meiosis chromosome segregation; meiotic sister chromatid cohesion, centromeric. The coding region runs from base 724 to 1851 and encodes 375 amino acids.